UUUAAAGAUCACAUCGGGCCGCAGCACAUGUAAGAUACUGAUAGCAUCCUCGACAUGCUUUAAACAUUUUCUCCCACACACUGGAAGAGGAAGUGUGUGUCUGGCUGCAGAGGAAGUUCAUGUACAGCACAGCUGUCCAGGACUCUGUGAACAUUUACCUUCUCAGAGAGAAGACAACAACUCCUGCGCCUUCGACUGGAGGGAGGUGGAGAUUUUAAUGUUUCUCAGUGCCAUCGUCAUGAUGAAGAACCGCAGAGCCAUAACGCUGGAGCAGCACAUAGGGAAUAUAUUUCUGUUCAGUAAGGUGGCAAACGUGGUGCUGUUUUUCCGAGUGGACCUGCGGCUGGGCCUGCUGUACCUCACGCUGUGUGUGGUGUUUCUGAUCACAUGCAAGCCGCCGAUCUACAUGGGCCCCGAGUGCAUCAAAUACUUCAGUGACUCAACUAUAGACGAAGAGCUGCAGAGGGACGGCCGAGUGACGUGGAUCGUCGAGUUUUACGCCAACUGGUCUCCAGAGUGCCAGUCGUUUGCACCCGUUUUUGCUGAGCUGUCACUCAAGUAUAACUGCUUAGGCCUCAAAUUUGGCAAAGUGGACGUUGGACAGUACGGGGCAGUCGCAGAGAGGUAUAAGGUGAACCCCUCGCCGCUCUGCAAGCAGCUCCCCUCGCUCUUGCUCCUGCAGGCCGGCCGGGAAAUCACGCGCCGCCCGCUCCUGGACAGCAAGGGAAGAGCCGUCGGCUGGAGCUUCACCGAGGAAAACAUCAUCCGAGAGUUCGACCUCAACGAGAUCUUCCAGAGAAGCAAGAAAGCCGGCAGGGGAGAGCAUCCGGAGCAGCUGAAGACGCUCCCGCGGGACGAGGACGACGAAUGAGACGACCGCUUCCACGCUCUGGCGUUUUAUAAUAAAAGCGUUCAGUUUGACGGGAAAA
Puntigrus tetrazona (Sumatra barb) is the source of this 929-nucleotide messenger RNA. It is a transcript of the gene tmx2a, whose product is annotated as thioredoxin-related transmembrane protein 2a. The coding region runs from base 218 to 871 and encodes 217 amino acids. Gene Ontology annotation, cellular component: membrane-bounded organelle. The record is from RefSeq and is a predicted model, not a curated record. NCBI's taxonomy places the organism in Eukaryota, Metazoa, Chordata, Actinopteri, Cypriniformes, Cyprinidae. The transcript is spliced from 9 exons. Gene Ontology annotation, biological process: brain development. Gene Ontology annotation, molecular function: disulfide oxidoreductase activity.